Mycetomoellerius zeteki is the source of this 769-nucleotide messenger RNA. RefSeq lists its product as uncharacterized. The record is from RefSeq and is a predicted model, not a curated record. The transcript has a single exon. The annotation marks the transcript as partial. NCBI's taxonomy places the organism in Eukaryota, Metazoa, Arthropoda, Insecta, Hymenoptera, Formicidae.
AUGAGUCACGAUAUCCUGAAUAUCGGGGGUAAGCCGAUCUUCGACGAUCGUAUCGUUAAAAUCGAGACUCACACCUACAAUCCAUACGCUAAUACUACAUUCGGAUACAGCGACGAAAUACGAAUACCUAUACAGCAUCAGGAUCUGUACACGUUACCGUGCGAAAGUUUUCUCUACGUCGAGGGCAAAUUCUUGGUGAAGAGGAAGAAGGAGGAUGAUUCCAACUCCCAAUCAAGGUUAUCGAAUAACUGCGUAGCGUUCAUGUUCGAUGAGAUUCGAUACGAGUUGGACGGUGUUGAAAUCGACAGAAAUAGAAACGUCGGUAUUACUAGCACAAUCAAAAAUUACGUAUCACUGACUGCUGAUAAAAAUAAAACGUUGGAAAACGCAGGAUGGAUCAGUUCGUUUAAUUGGAGCAAUAUAUUGAACAUCCCGAUACCUGAAGAUUUCAACUUCUGCGUACCGCUUAAUACGCUCCUCGGAUUUUGCGAGGAUUACAAACGUAUAGUGAUAAACACGCGACCUGAACUUAUUCUGAUACGUGCGCAUAACGAUAGCAAUUGCGCUGUGGCGCACGAUUCGGACGAACCUAAGAUCACACUAUUGAAGAUACAAUGGAAAAUACCGCACGUAAUGUUGAACGACGUUAAUAAAUUAUCGCUUUUGCGGACGUUGGAAGGCGGACGAUAUCUCAGCGUGGGUUUUCGAUCAUGGGACUUAUACGAAUUCCCUCUGCUUCAAAGCACGACCAAACAUUCAUGGGUGGGCU